Molecule: messenger RNA, 1270 nt
Organism: Durusdinium trenchii
Lineage: Eukaryota; Dinophyceae; Suessiales; Symbiodiniaceae
Source: the annotation of a GenBank genome assembly
CAUGUGUUGCAUGGUUUUUAGUGCCUUUAGGGUUCACCGUGUGUCCCUGCGAUGGCCCUUGUGUCCUUGCCAUUUGGGAUCGCAGUUGGUGCAUGCCUGGCAUUGGUGUCCGCUGGCGAUGCUGGCUGCAUGCUGCAGCACAGGGCUGGAGAUCCGCAGAAAAACCAGACCUACAGUUUCUCGAUGGAUCGCCUCGCCUACCGGAGCGACUGCCAGCUGGGCUCCAGCUACACUUCGGGUUGCAAGACACGUGCCGUGAUGGAGUUGAAACCCUGUGAAGCGACAAGUCGGGAGGAUCCGCAGGAGCUCAGCGCCUGCAUCCAGGAGUUGGAGUGGCCCCAGGCAAACGAUUUCUCGCAGAAAAUAAAAAAUCAGGAGACUCAAGAAGAGGCCAUGACAAAGGCAGUGGAAGCCACUGGUGGCGGUUGGGGCUUACAGGUGUCCGCCAGCGUGGAUUUUAUGUCUCAAAGCACCAGUGCUUCUACCUCAGUCAGCUUCCAAAUAGCGCAGGCCAGGCAAGUGCGGAAAUCCUUCAUUGAGCACGGGCGCACACUGACCUUAGCACCGGAAGCCAGAAAGUUAUUGGAACAGAAUCCGUGGGAGUUCUUGAAUGUCUAUGGCGGAUACUUUGUACAGUCCAUUAUUCAUGGAGGUUCUUUCGUUGGAACUGCGACUGUGAGAUCCCUCGAAACUGGAAGUUCCCAAAGUCUCGGCGCCUAUGCUGACUUGCAGUUCAGCGGCACCAUGGGCUUCUCAGCAGACUUCAAAUCCGUCUUCGAAGAGACCAAAAAAGACACGAGCAGCUUCACGGAUGUGCAAACCGACUUUCAACAAUUGGGAGGAAUCUUGGAUGCGCAAGAUGCAGAGGUGAAAGAUUCAGAGCAACUGGACGCUCUCAACCAGCGGUUUGAGAAAUGGAGCGAGACCGUGAGCAAAGCGCCGCAACAGCUGCUCAUGAGCUUGCAGCCAUGGAUGGCCAUUGGCGAGGUGCACGAAAUCUUGCAAAACUUUAAUUCAAGUAUCCGGAAUCAAAUUUUUGCCUAGUAUAUUUGGUGUCCCCCUGAUGUGCUCGCUCAUGUGCCCCCUCUAUAUAGAUGUGAAAAUAUUUUGUGUAUUCACUCGCCAAAUUCGAGGAAUUUGUUCUACCAUCAAACUUCCGACCAAGUGGUCGGUUCGCUGACAAAAGAAACUUGGUUUGUGGAAAGCCUCAAGGAAGAUGCGGAUUCACUUCAGAACAGGCGGUUGCAGGCUCGGUGCGGAACCCACAGCG